Molecule: messenger RNA, 2392 nt
Organism: Centruroides sculpturatus (bark scorpion)
Lineage: Eukaryota; Metazoa; Arthropoda; Arachnida; Scorpiones; Buthidae
Exons: 3
Coding region: 1109-1999 (296 amino acids)
Source: RefSeq, a predicted model, not a curated record
CUGAAGUAACUUUAAAUUGCAUUAAUUUAUGCAGAUAAUUUCAUUAGGCGACCAAGAAAAAUGCAGGUACACGAAGGGGGAGGCGAGGGGAGAAGAAAUUGGAAGUAAGAGCAGAUCGAAGACCCGGAAAACGUUAAACGUGAGCAGCAUUUUAAUUAGCAGAAUAUGUUUGGUGUUUUUUUUUUUUAAUAGGGACGAGCUAUCGAUUCACCUGUUUACAAUCUAUGAAACUUGUUUUAUAGGAAGAUGGAAAUUUGCCAAGUAAAUGGAGAAAAGGAAAUCGAUGUUCUGUAGAUGACAAACGUUACAACUAGGUUAAAUUCUGUAUUGUUUUUUUUUGAACAGGGGCCAACUACUAUGUUGAGAGAAUUGCAGAAAUGCCAGAAAACACAGCGGUAUGCAAGCUGAUACUAAUAUGUAGCACGGUGAAUGCACGAUGAUUGAAAGUCUAGUGUUGCUAAAGAUGACGUCACAGAAAUCGAGGCCAGUCGCUGUGGAUGUAAACAGCACAUUUUAUAUGAAGGGCGAAGUUUUCGACGUAUAUACUAAUUUAUAUGGAAACCAUUAUUUUUACUUAUGUUCAAGCAACAAUGAACAUGUGAACACUAUAAACACACUAAAACAUAGAUUUUACUGACAACAAUUUCCAUUAUUUUGUCAACAUCUUGGUCCUCCACUGUCAUCACUCGUUUAUUUGUUUCCCUGUUUCCUUUUUAAAAAACGCAGGUGUUUAUUUAGACCUGGAAACAAUAUAGCUCACUAAAUUAAAAAAAAAAAUCGAAGUGUUAAAUAUACCAACUGGGAAUUUCGUGUGACUCAUCGCCAACAUGUGUUCACCCUCCCAACUUUGUGAUGUCACUACGUAAUCUGUUUCCCCCUAAACACAGGUGAUGAUACUGAAGGCAUGUUUAUCCUUAUCUAAUCAGCUGACUGCUGUAAACACCAAUGAAUUCUGGUAUAUUAAUUGGCUUCCAGCUCAGACCAGUUUGCAUGCGAGAGCAUUUUCGGUUUCGAUUUCGGUUUAAGUUUAAAUCUGAUAACACAGGAAACUCGUCAUCAGUUGGUGUUAUAUUUGCCCGAGCGUGUGUGUUGCAGCAAAUAGAACAGCAUGGAGGAAGACAUACAGAUGUUAGUUCCCGUGUACGAGUCUGUGUUACGCAAGGAGCAACAGAACUUUAACAACGAAGAGAUAUCGCGUGCCAUUAGGGGUAUUGUAAAGGCAUACAAGAAAAUACACAGUAAUGCACCGAUAUCGAUUGUGGAUUACAAUAUCGGCACCUAUCGAUUCGCUUAUAUAUAUUUGUACGCUCUGUGCCAUACUGCAACCGUUAUGAAACACCUGAAAAUACUAAAAGAAGAGAGAUUCGAGAACUUUCGAGAGAUGUUGAAGUUGGGGGAGAGUAGUUUAAACGUGUGCAACUUGGGAGGAGGGCCCGGUUGCGAGGUGGUGGGCAUACUGAGCAGAAUCGGGGAAAGUGAAGUGCCUGGAAGAGUGAAGUGCGCCAUUUUGGAUAUGUGUCUCGGAUGGAAGAAGUCUCUUGUUUAUGUUAUGAAUGCCUUCGUCAAGAGCGAUUUAGGGAAAUACUACCAAUCCAGGUUGAAGUGCAAGUUUCUAGAAGCCGACCUGUGCAAUAAUUUGAGCUCUUCUGCUGCUACUACAAUUGAAGGUGCUGAUUUAGUAACAAUGGUGAAAUUCAUAUCAGUUGUGUCCUACUAUUAUCAAGAUAAUUCGUACUACUUACAGAGGAUUUUCCAGUUAAUGAAACCCGGUUCUUAUUUAUUCUUCCUGGACAAUUCUACUGGUGGAUUUUUCGAGAUGGUUUCGGAAGUAGCAGAAGAAAACCAAUUUGUUUUAGUGUUUCAAUGUAAAACUUACCAUAGACAGAAGCAACAAAUGAGGUUUUCCACGUACAAAUUCGGUACAAAAUCUCUACGAUCAUCCUCUGUUAUAUUUGCCGUGUGGAAGAAGAAAGAAUCAAGCAUGUGUGCGUGCCUUUGAUCGUGAAGUGCGAACAAUUAGAAGUGAAGCUGAAACAAAAAAUGUGCCAUAUAUUUAUUAUUCGUAGUAGAACAUAAAUUCAAAUAAACCAAUUACGACUGCUGUUUUGUAUCCACGUGACAAAUUCUAAUCGAUUUCAAACGUCCUCUUUUAUUUGUCGGUUAGAAAUUUUGUAAUUGAUCGACUAUUUGUCACGUCAUCGACUGAUUAUUCGUCCAUACAAGUACUAUUGUAAAACGAAUACAAAUGAAUCAACGAUUGGUGUUGUUUGUAUCCACGUGACAAAGUUUAAUCAAUUAUGCGUUUUUAUUUGUCCGUUAGAAAUUUUGUAAUCGAUUACUCCUUGUCACGUGACUGGGAUAUCAUUGUAUAAUGCUCAUUUAUACAUUUUUA